AUGUUGCCAGGCCGGCCGGUGCAGGCUGGUAGACUGAGCUGGAAUUUGACAAUGGUUGAGGUAGAGUCAAAUAAUGCUUUGAUACUCACUCUCGCAAUCGGGGGCGCGAUUGUGGCAUUUAUUUUAUACUUUUUGAGAGCUGCCAAGUCGGAAGAAGAGAAUGAACAACAGAAGUCUGCUGACAAGAAGCCCCAAAACAACGGUGCUGCUAAAAACACUGAGGAGUCCAAGCAGACUUCCAAGAAAAAACAAAACCACCCUCGCAGUGAGCCGAGAGCUGUUGCAUUUUCUCAUCCGUGGCUCUACACGUCGCUGAAAGGUCACAGCUCGACGAUCUUAUCAAUGGAUUUCAGCAGCAAUGGAAAAUACUUGAUUUCCUGUAGCGAUGAUAGAUCAGUUUUCCUAUGGCCGUCCAAAGAUUUCUCAAACAAGGAGCACAAAAGUUUGAGGAUCAACAUUGAAUUUGACCAUGCAACCAAGGUGACGUGGAGCCCUGACUCCAAGGCGUUCAUCAUUCACAAAUCGGUGGAAAACUGUGUGGAGGUCUACAAACUAAAUAAAAAAUCUGACGGUCAUGGGUUCAGUGGAUCAACUAAACUGACAACUUUCCCAAAGCAUCAUAUCGACGAAGUCAUAGCAAUGGGCAUAUCUUGCAAUGGAAAAUUCAUCAUGACCUGUUCCAAAUCGACAGAUCUCGUUCUCUGGGAUUUGAAAGGCCAAAUUAUCGCAAAUGUUGACACUUACUUGAUGAGCAACAACUGUGGCCGAGUUUCUCCUUGCGGCCGCUACAUUGCUGCUUCAGGAUUUGCACCAGACGUCAAAGUGUGGGAAGUGGUUUUUAACAAAUCUGGAGAUUUCCAAGCAGUGAACAGGGCGUUUGAACUGCAAGGUCACAAGUCUGGCGUCCUAGAUUUUGCUUUCAACUGUGAUUCCACCAGGGUGGCCACGCUGUCUAAGGACGGUUCCUGGAGGGUGUUCGACACCAAAAUUGACUACAAGAAGGGAGAGGAUCCCCGUCUGAUUCAGUCUGGGAAAUUUGAACUCGCGUCCCAGGAAGGAAACCACAUUGCUAUUUCGCCUGAGGGCCAGCUGAUUGUCUGCUCCACGGGGACUACAAUUUCCUUUUACUCUGUAGAAUCUGGGAAGUGCGAGGGGUCCAUCCAAGAUGUCCACUCUGGACCUAUAACUUCAUUGCUGUUUGAUUCCUCUGGCGACCAAUUACUGACCUCAGGAGACCGUCACAUAAGGGUCUUCCACAACAUAGUCGGCUUCAAACUGAAACUUGCCUCCUUAAAAACCAGUCUCAAGAGCAAUUUGUCUUCUGCAAUGAAAGAUCGAAUCCAAGAUCAAAUAUCUCAGACUGAGAAAUUUUUGGGGAAAUUUAAGAAUUGAAGCGGCGAUAUAUUUUGUACUUUGUUAUAAGCGGUCAUUAAAAGUUGCAUUAGUUUAAAAAA
Cloeon dipterum is the source of this 1454-nucleotide messenger RNA. Its product is annotated as transducin beta-like protein 2. The transcript is spliced from 8 exons. The coding region runs from base 1 to 1392 and encodes 463 amino acids. Gene Ontology annotation, cellular component: endoplasmic reticulum. Gene Ontology annotation, molecular function: protein binding. Lineage: Eukaryota; Metazoa; Arthropoda; Insecta; Ephemeroptera; Baetidae. The record is from RefSeq and is a predicted model, not a curated record. Gene Ontology annotation, biological process: endoplasmic reticulum unfolded protein response.